AUAAAAAUGGCGACCGGCCGAAGGGCCUUUGCGGAAAAAUUGAUUAAACAAGGGGCAGCAGAAGUCCGCAGGCAGAUCUCAUCAGCACAUAUCAGGGACAUCCCCAAAAGCAUUAGUGGAGGUUCUCUUGCAAGUGGAGGAUCUCUUGCAAGCGCACAAUCAAUUUCGCUGAAUGAUGUCGUCGAUCCCCCAGAUUUUGAAGAUGUUUUGGUCCAGCAAGAAUAUCUCAUUGAGAGGGACCCCAUGCAACAUCUCCUAGAAUUCCCCAGAGAUGACAUUGAUGUGAAACUGCUUCCCAGAAAAUGUAGGACCAUAGCCCCAGUUAUUCCAGAGCAUGGCUCUGAAAGUGACCCACAUGUGAGAGACUGCAUUAGGACCUAUUCCUCAGACUACACUGUGGUGAACAGAAAGUACCAGGUGUUCAGCUCCAGCCGUAACAGUAAACUCAGGGAGGUCCAGAAGGUCCAGGAGGCUGUGUCCAAACAAGAGUAUGAGGUGGACACAGAAGACGAUUUGGAACAGACUGUGGUGCCCCAGAGGUCCCGUGGCUCCAUUCACAUGGACAACACCCCCAGAGGCAGCUGGGCCAGCAGUAUAUUUGAUCUGAAGAACUCCCAGGCUGACCCCCUGUUACCUGGCCUGCUGGAACACACCCCCACAGAACAGCUAGACGUACAGAGUGAGACACAGAGGCAACAGAACAGGCAGAAAGCCAUAUUUGCCUUAUAUCCAAUGCAGGAAGAGGAGGAGAUGAUAGAACGCCGUUUGCCUGCUGCAGUUCCAUCUGAGCAUUUUGGCUACCGGAUUCUUGUCAAGUGUCUGCAGCUAAAGCUUGAACUUGAAAUUGAGCCAAUCUUUGCCACCAUGGCACUGUAUGAUGCCAGUGCAAAGAAAAAGAUAUCUGAGAACUUUUACUUUGACCUGACACCGGAGAACAUGAAGAAAAUGUUGGGAUCACAUAUACCAUACCAAGACAUUUCUACUCUGAGUAGAUCUUGUAUUUUCAGCAUUACAUACCCCUCUCCAGAUGUAUUUCUUGUUGUGAAGCUUGAGAAGGUGCUACAACAAGGCAACAUCUCAGAGUGUGCAGAACCAUACAUGAAAGAUGAAAAGAAUCGUGACAAACUAAAAGGCAAUGCAGCCUAUUUCUGUGAGAAGUUAGGCAAGUACAGGAUGCCCUUUGCUUGGACAGCCAUCUACUUAAUGAACAUAGUCAGUGGGGCCAAUAGUCUGGACAGAGAAGAUAAAGGCAUGGAACCUGGGAGCACUAGUAGCCUAGAUCGUAGAGGCACACAGUUUGACAGCUUCAGAAAGAAAUCUCGAGAUGAUGCUGCUUUCGUUCGGCAAGGCUCUUUAGAACGUAGGAAGUCACUGUUGGACAAAAGGGUGAGCUGGUCGCCAGAAGAGGGAGGCACUGGUCUGGAUAACUUCAGACCUGUCACACUGACGGUGUCCAGUUUUUUCAAGCAGGAGGGAGAUAGACUAAGUGAUGAUGACCUGUUCAGAUUUCUGGCAGAUCUUAAAAAGCCAACAUCUGUGUUGAAGAGACUUAAAUGUAUUCCUGGCACCUUGAAGCUGGACAUCUCUCCCUGUCCAGAGGAGCCAAAGUACUGUCUGAGCCCUGAGCUCUACAAGAUUGACCCCUACCCUGAUGACAAGGGCAGGCCGACCAAGGAACUCCAGGAGUUUCCCUCCAGGGAGGUGUAUGUGCCUAAUACAACAUAUAGAAACCUGCUGUUUGUUUAUCCAAAGUCUGUGAACUUUGCUAACAGACAAGGAGCUGCUCGGAAUAUUGCAAUCAAAGUUCAGUUCAUGGGUGGGGAGGAGGAGGUCCAUGCAUUACCGGUGAUAUUUGGCAAGUCCAGCUGUCCAGAAUUCUCUAGAGAAGCUUACACCAGUGUGACCUACCAUAACAAGUCCCCUGACUUCUAUGAUGAGAUCAAGGUGAAGUUACCAGCCAGGCUGGGGGACCCACACCACCUGUUCUUCACCUUCUACCACAUCAGCUGCCAGAAGAAAGAUGUCCCACAACAGCUGGAGACACCUAUUGGAUAUAGUUGGCUGCCAAUCCUGCAAGAUGGGCACUUGGUAGUAGGGGACUUUAAUCUGCCAGUGUCUCUUGAGAAACCACCACCCAACUAUUCUGUUCUGCAUCCUGAUGUUCACAUAGAUAGUAGCUGGAGGACCAAGCUGUCUGCAUUGUUCUCCGAUGAGUCUUAUGAGGUGAUGCUACCAGGGAUGAAGUGGAUAGACAACCACAAGCCUAUCUUCAGUGUCUCCAUCAGUGCUGUCUCCAGCAUUCAUACUCAGGACAGAAAUAUUGAUCGCUUCUUGAGCAUGUGCCAGAAAGUUUCUAAGUAUAGUCACACUGGCCAGAGUGCAGCUGACCAUCACUCUCAGACUGACGAGUUUCUAGACCGCUUUCUAACUCUGUCCCAUUGUGCGGAGCAACACAACAUUCCGCGGGGCAUUGGUCUGGAGAACUUUGAGGGAGAGCUGAAGAAGAGUGUGGCAGACGUGUCCAGGGCUAUGGGAGAACCUUUGGUCAGAUUCCUGCCACUGAUCAUGGACAAAUUGGUGCUACUGAUGGUCAGACCACCUGUGAUUGGGGGACAAGUUGUGAACAUUGGACAGACCUCCUUCGAGUCAAUAGCACAACUAGUGAAGACACUGCAGAGUUUACUGGAGGAUAAAAAUGACCUCCAUGGCAGAAACAGCCUCCUUGUGCAAUACAUCCAGUUUUCAUGUACACUGCCACACCCAGAUCUCAGUGCAAUAGCUUCCACACCUAACAUGAGCAACUAUGCCACUCUGGGUCGCCCCACCUCUCUCCCUGUUGGGAAACAAAAUAUCCCAAGAAGCAGCAGUGACCCUGACCUUGCUGUGACCCCUACCACCCCUGACUCUGAGGUGGAGAGAAUGUUGGGAAUACCAUCUGCUAAGAUAGACAGGAGUGGCAGCCUCAGACAUCCAGAUCAGCCACCUAGAUAUGGCAGGCUCCAUAGUAAGAAGUAUGUCCAUGAAGAGAUAGCCCUCCAGUGGGUGGUCUCCAGUGGGUCCACCAAGGACAUUGCACUGGCUAAUGCCUGGUUCUUCUUUGAGCUCAUGGUAAAAAGCAUGGCUGAACAUCUGGCCAGGGCAGACAAGAUGGAUACCCCAAGGAAGGCCAGGUUCCCUAAACAGUAUAUUGAUGAUGUCACAGCACUGGUCACUAUGAUCACCAAGGAGAUAGUAGACAGAUAUUCUACACUCAAGGAUGCCCGUGGCCUGAACACAAGCCUGGCUUUCUUCUUAUAUGACUUGCUGUCACUGAUGGACAGGGGGUUCAUCUUCAAUCUUAUUAAGCUCUAUUGCAAAACUAUGGCUAUAAAGAUCUCCUCCCAGGCCAGUUCCACGGAUCUGACCAUGCUGAAACUAGACUUCCUGAGGAUCAUCUGUAGCCAUGAGCACUACGUCACUCUGAACCUCCCCUUUGGUAGCACCCUGACCCCCUCUGGUCCCCCCAGCCCCACCCCCAGUGUGGCCAGCUCCACCUCUCAGACCUCCUACACCUCUACCAACACUCUGAUGGAGAGACCAGGCCUGGGUGACCUGUCUAUAGAUUUCAGGCAGCAACAUUUCCUGGUGGGGCUGGUGCUGUCUGAUCUUACUAUUGGAUUGGAGUCCGGCAACCCUCAUGUACAAAACAGAGCCAUCAAUCUGGUCAGAAAUCUGCUCUUCCACCAUGACCUUGACCCUCGCUACAGUGACCCUGAUGUCAAGGCCAGAGUGGCCUCCCUCUACUUGCCUCUCCUGACCAUUGUCAUGGACAGCCUGGGACAACUGUAUGAACCCAACUGUUCAGAUAAAGUGGACAGGGACAGUGAUAUAGUGGAGGAGGACAUGGCCAGUCCUGGCAUCAACCAGUCUAUUGCUAAUGCUAUUGCCACUUCUAGUGUGAUGGGAACUAGAUCAGAGGAUAUCACUUUUGAUUCUUAUGACACCCUGACCAGACAAAGCAAAAAGUCUCAGCUGAGCCCAGAGUCUACCAAGAACAUUUUAGCCUGCUUCUUGUGGGUGUUGAAGAACAAUGACAAACGCACACUAAAGCAGUGGUGGGCUGAGGUGCCAAUGACACGACUGAGUCAGCUACUGGAACUUUUGUAUUACUGCGUGUCAAACUUUGAGUACAAGGGCAGAGAAGCAAUGAGUGCUAUCAGUCAGCAGAUUAAGAGGAAAAGUACUGACAUGAAGUCCAAGUUAGAAGAAGCCAUCUUGGGCAUGGGAAGUGCGCGAAGUGAGAUGAUGAUGAGAAGACGCCAGCAGGCAGCAGGGUCACAAUUGUAUCCAGAACCUACCCUAGCAGCCUCUCCUCAGACAGAGAUGGCAAGGCUCAGGUGGAGGAAGGAUCUGACACAGUGGAGGCAGGCAGGAGAGAACUAUGAGAGACCCAGGAUUGAUGUUGAAACCAACUGUUAUUUAGACAGCAAUUUAGCAACAGAGUGCAGCCUUAUUACUCUGGACACACUGGAACUUAUUGUACAGAUAGUGCAGCAGUCAGACAUGUUGCAGAGUUUACUAGGCACAGUACUGAGGGUGCUGUUACACAGCUUAGGACUAAACCAGAGCACACUGGCUCUGCAGAACAUGUUUGUCACUCAGAGGUCUCUUGUUUCUAAGUUCCCAGAGCUGCUGUUUGAGGAGGACACAGAGCAGUGUGCAGAUCUGUGUUUGAGGCUGUUACGACACUGUAGCUCAUGUAUUGGCUCCAUCAGAUCACAGGCCAGCGCCUCACUAUAUCUUCUCAUGAGGCAGAACUUUGAGAUAGGGAAUAAUUUCUCCCGCGUGAAGAUGCAAGUGACCAUGUCCUUGAGCUCACUGGUGGGGCAAAACCAGAGUUUUAAUGAGAACCACCUCAGAAGAUCACUGAAGACAAUUCUCACCUAUGCUGAGUCUGAUAUUGAACUUCAAGAUACUACCUUCCCAGAGCAGGUGAGAGAUCUGGUGUUCAAUCUCCACAUGAUCCUGUCAGACACAGUGAAGAUGAAGGAGUUCCAGGAGGACCCAGAGAUGUUGUUAGAUCUCAUGUACAGGAUAGCUAAGGGGUACCAGAACUCUCCUGACCUACGCCUCACCUGGCUACAGAAUAUGGCUGGCAAACAUAGCGAGAGAGGAAAUCAUGCUGAAGCAGCCCUGUGUCUGGUACACUCAGCAGCCCUGGUGGCAGAGUACCUGAAUAUGCUGGAAGACAGGACAUAUCUCCCUAUAGGCUGUGUUUCUUUUCAACAUAUCUCUUCCAAUGUGCUUGAAGAGAGUGCAGUGUCAGAUGAUGUGGUCUCCCCAGAUGAGGAAGGCAUCUGUUCUGGGAAAUAUUUCUCAGAGUCUGGACUGGUGGGCCUGCUGGAACAGGCAGCCAGCUCCUUCAGUAUGGGUGGUCUUUAUGAGGCUGUAAAUCUGGUGUACAGAGUUUUGAUCCCCAUCCAUGAAGCCAAUAGGGAUUUCAAGAAGUUAGCUGUCAUACACAACAAACUUUACCAGUCUUUUGAUCAGGUUAUCAAGCAGGAGGGGAAGCGUAUCUUUGGCACUUACUUUAGAGUUGGUUUCUAUGGCAGCAAGUUUGGAGAUCUGGAUGAGAAUGAGUUUGUGUACAAGGAGCAGUCUAUCACAAAGCUUCAUGAGAUAUCUCACAGGCUAGAGAACUUCUACAUUGAGCGCUUUGGUGAAGAGUUUGUUUCAACUAUCAAAGAUUCUAACAUAGUGGACAAGGACAAACUAGAUCCACAGAAGGCCUAUAUCCAGAUCACUUAUGUGGAGCCUUAUUUUGACUCUUAUGAGUUCAAAGACAGGAUAACAUACUUUGACAAGAACUACAAUCUCAAGCGUUUCAUGUAUGCCACACCAUUCACUGUGGAUGGGCGAGCACAUGGAGAGCUCCAUGAACAGUACAAGAGGAAGACCAUCCUUACCACAGCUCAUGCCUUCCCCUAUGUCAAGACUAGGGUGGCUGUAGUAGCCAGAGAACAGGUGAUCCUAUCCCCCAUUGAGGUAGCAUGUGAGGACAUCCAGAAGAAGACUAAAGAGCUAGCUAUUGCUAUGGCCCAGGAGCCUCCUGAUCCCAAGAUGUUACAGAUGAUGCUGCAAGGCUGUAUUGGGACCACAGUCAACCAGGGUCCAGUGGAGGUUGCCCAGGUGUUCCUGGCUGGAGUCAUGGAGGGCAAGGUGCCUGCCACACGUCACCACAACAGACUCAGGCUCAGCUUUAAGGAUUUCUUGAAAAAAUGCCAUGAUGCUCUACACAAAAACAAGAAUCUCAUCAGUUCAGACCAGAAAGAGUACCAGCGGGAAAUGGAGCGCAACCUCCACAAUGUUCGCGACAGACUCAAUCCUUUCAUCUCACAAGCACAUGCAAGCACAGUGAAGAAGAAAAGCUCACACAGAAGCCGAGAAAAAGACAGGUCUCGUGAAGAGCGUUCCCUCACACAAGUAAACCAGCCCAGUUUUACUCCGCCUCCUAUGGUGAGGUCUGUGAGCAUGCCCAGUUAUCCCAGACUGUCGCGCUCUUCCAGCACUGGCCGAAUCACGCUGGGAAGCAUCAAGGAAGGUCGCAGUGAAAGCAGCAGAAGAAAACCCAACAGCAACUCUGUUACACCUAACUAGACAUUACUGUUGAAUCAUAGCUGUUGAAGGGACACAUGGAAGCAUUCCAGUAUAAAAGUCACAGUGACACAAGGAUGAAGUAAUAUUAAAAUCUGAAGGUGCUCAAGGGGUCUAUGGGGGUCAUCUACCCAACAGAAUAAGAUAAAAACUUAUGCUCUUUAUUAUCUCCAAGUGUUCAAUCCCUAAGUGGCCUCCAGUUGAAGCAUUAAAGAUAGCAGCAAGGACAUUGGUACUUAAACAAAUGUGAACGUGUGUUUGCAUUAUUGCAGGGACUCUUGUGCUGUGCUAAUGCCAAAAAUAUUAAUGUUAAGAAUAUGAGAUCUCUUGUUAAAUCACUGAAAAGCAUGCUACAUACCAUCACCCAGUACUACGGUGAAAUAUGUUUGUGGUCCUCUUGUAUAAAAACAUGGGUUUAUCAUUGUUUGGACAUGAAACUAUGCAUAUUUGAUCAUAAGGGGGUUCUGUGUCAAACUCAUAAUAUCAUUGAUACCGGUUCGAUUUCAUUCAUUAUAGAAGUAUAGAAGUUGGUAAUUUUUCUCUCUGUACUUAAUAUAGUGUAAAUCCUUAUUCCUAGUAUUAUCCAUUGGGAAUAUAGGAUGAAACAAAAUAUUUAUGUCUUAUCAUGAACCUCUUAAAACAGAGAUAUAUGUAUGUAAAUAUGUUGUAAUAAAGAUAUAUCUGCUCAAAAAUGA
Messenger RNA from Lingula anatina, 7328 nucleotides. RefSeq names its product dedicator of cytokinesis protein 7. Gene Ontology annotation, molecular function: guanyl-nucleotide exchange factor activity. Lineage: Eukaryota; Metazoa; Brachiopoda; Lingulata; Lingulida; Lingulidae. Gene Ontology annotation, biological process: small GTPase-mediated signal transduction; positive regulation of GTPase activity. The record is from RefSeq and is a predicted model, not a curated record.